Messenger RNA from Cotesia glomerata, 621 nucleotides. RefSeq lists its product as uncharacterized. The record is from RefSeq and is a predicted model, not a curated record. Gene Ontology annotation, molecular function: nucleic acid binding. Bases 1 to 621 code for a protein of 206 amino acids. NCBI's taxonomy places the organism in Eukaryota, Metazoa, Arthropoda, Insecta, Hymenoptera, Braconidae. The transcript has 5 exons.
AUGAUUCCUUAUUCAAAAUACGCUUGGGCUGUGCCUAUAAAAAAUAAAAGUGCUAAUGAUGUAACCAAAACAAUGGAUUCUAUAUUAAAACACGGAAGAAUUCCAAAAAAUCUGCAUGUUAAUCAAGGCAAAGAAUUUUAUAAUCAAGAAUUCCGUAAUCUUAUGAAAAAAACACUUCAAACUAAUAUGUGGCGAAAAUUCACAGCUCGUGGUACUUAUAAGUGGAUCGACAUGAUUGAUGAUUUAGUGAAUACUUACAACAACACUAAACAUAGAACAAUAAAAAUGAAACCUUCAGAUAUAAUUGUUGAUAAUGAACAAGACUUGAAAAAAAAAUUAUUUGGCGUUUUCCGAGCUUCGAAACCCGGCGAUAGAUGGCGAGAAAUUUUCGCUGGGAGAGAACCGUUUGGGAAAUUUUAUAGUCCCAAAUUUAUCGCAGAAAAGUCAACCAGUACCACCGAGACGAUUUUCCCUGUGGAGGCUAUCCAGAAGGGAAAACGACAAGGAACUCAGUUACCCAGAGUACGGCUGUACCAAGUCGGUAAAAAUCGAUCACCAAAUCAAUGCCAAACACCGCCAGUCGGUACAACAGUAGGUAAAACAGAUAAAACCAAUCACUAA